This is a messenger RNA of Diorhabda carinulata, 696 nucleotides long. Its product is annotated as histone-arginine methyltransferase METTL23. The transcript has 2 exons. The record is from RefSeq and is a predicted model, not a curated record. Lineage: Eukaryota; Metazoa; Arthropoda; Insecta; Coleoptera; Chrysomelidae. The coding region runs from base 1 to 696 and encodes 231 amino acids. Gene Ontology annotation, cellular component: cytoplasm; nucleus.
AUGUCUAAUGUACAAACAGAACAAUUGAAAAAGUUUGUGUUUUCCUCUAAGUGUAUCGUUAAUGGUGAACCCUUUGAAGAAAAAUUAGAAGUUAUCAUUCCAGAGUUACUACAAGGAAGUUAUUCAUUCUAUACUUGGCCUUCAGCACCAGUGCUUGCCUGGUUUAUUUGGGAAAAUCGUCAAGAGUUUUAUGGUAAAAAAGUGGUAGAAUUGGGAUCCGGUACUGCUCUUCCAGGAAUAGUUGCUGCAAAGUGUGGUGCCAACGUAAUAUUGACUGAAUCAGCUUCUUUGACUAAAUCAUUGUCACAUACUAGAAGAAGCUGUCAAGUGAACAAUCUAGUUAUCAAUAAACAUAUUCAAGUUAUAGGGCUAACUUGGGGAUUGUUUUUGAGUAAUUUGGACUAUCUUGGACCCCUCGAUUAUAUUUUAGGAUCUGAUUGUUUUUUUGAACCUUCUACAUUUGAAGAUAUAUUAGUAACUGUUUCUUAUUUGCUUGAUAUUAAUACAAACGCAAAGUUUUUCUGUACUUAUCAAGAAAGAAGUUCUGAUUGGUCUAUUGAACAUUUGUUGUCAAAGUGGGAAUUGGAGUGCAUAGUACAUAACACCAAUAACUUGGGUAACAGUAUAGGGCUGAAUAUACACGAUUUAAUUGGUGAUCACAGCAUUCAUUUGCUUGAAAUUUUUAGAAAAGCUUGA